GUUUUUAUGAAUGUAUAAUUUAUACAUUACUUUACUUGUUAAAAAUUCUGGAACGACUUCGGUUAAUAUUGGCAACAUGUUUGGCCAAUGGGUUUAGGUGUGAAUUGUGUAAUCACAGUUGCUUUGUACAAUCAACGAUUAUGAUGACGUCUGCUGUAUAUUCAAUUUUGUAGUUUUGAUCACCUGAUGUGAGCGAUGUGUGGUGUGUGAUGAAGAUUGUGCUUUUUCAUUUUAGACUAUUUUGACUAUGCCGCAGCGAGAAAUAAUCUAAGUUGUAUACGUUUAAAACACGAUAAGAGUUGCAUGUACUUCAUGGUGGAGGAAGGUUAGCGUAUGAGAGGAAAGUAGUAGAGUAAUGCUGAGUAAUGGGCACCAAGAAGAACCCAUCUCAAAGCAAAACUAAAGUCUCUAACAGUAACUUCAGAAAGGGCCAAGGAUAUUUGUCACGUGCUCACAAUGAGGCUGGUUCCUCAUCUGAUGACAGGACUGAUCGCACGGAAUUUCAUAACUUGACUAAAGAACAGCUUAAAGCAGAAUUGAAGAAACGUGGCUUGAAAGUGCAUGGGAGUAAAGCGGACUUGUUGCAGAGACUGAAUAACACUAUGCCUACAACACUUAAAAGGAAACCCGAAGGAUCAACCAGGCAUUCAAAUGGUGAAAGUACCUCCCUUAGAGAGGUUUUUACAAGUAGAGAAGAGGAAGUACUAGAUAGAAAAAAAUUGGUACUUUGGCGGCAGCCUUUUAGGACAUCAAAGUAUUUUCUUCAGGAAUUGAUAGUUGAUCUUCAGUAUUACGGUUCAAAGUUGCUGUAUCAUCGGACAACUGUUGCUGCAUGUAUUGUGCUUCUAGUUUUCUUCUUCAUGUUUUUCAAUACAGCUGGUCCCCAUCAGCAGUAUGUACAGGUGCUGCGGUCAAAGAUGGUAUGGUGCCUAUACUGGGUGGGGCUGGGAGUCUUGUCUUCUGUAGGCCUUGGCACAGGCCUGCAUACAUUCCUGCUCUACCUCGGCCCACACAUUGCGUCUGUUACCCUUGCAGCCUAUGAAUGUGGCAGCUUGAACUUCCCAGAGCCACCUUAUCCUGAUGAAAUCAUAUGCAGUGAUCACCCAGACCAACAGUGGAAGGCCAGCAUCUUGAAUAUCAUGGCAAAGGUGCGAUUGGAGGCAAUGAUGUGGGGUGCGGGCACAGCCCUAGGUGAGCUGCCUCCGUACUUCAUGGCACGUGCAGCUAGACUUUCUGGCUAUGAUCCUGAUGAUGAGGAUGAUUUAAAUGAAUUUGAAGAAUUGCAGCGCAAGAAGAAUGAUCCACAGCGGAUGACGACUCUUGAUGCUGCAAAGCUGUUCAUUGAAAGGAUGGUUGAGAAGGUUGGAUUUCUUGGGAUCUUAGCAUGUGCAUCAAUACCAAAUCCAUUAUUUGACUUAGCUGGAAUAACCUGUGGGCAUUUCUUAGUUCCUUUUUGGACGUUCUUUGGUGCUACACUGAUUGGGAAGGCUGUGAUAAAAAUGCACAUUCAGAAGAUGUUUGUGAUAAUUGCAUUUAAUGAAACACUGGUGGAGAAAGCAGUAAGCAUGUUAGCAUAUGUUCCUUACAUCGGUCCCAAACUCCAGGAACCCUUUAAAGAAUAUCUUGUAAAGCAGAAACUGAAACUACAUCGAAGAUCAGGAUCUCCUUUGCCAUCAGAAAGUAAUUUGCUGGCAUCCAUAUUUGAAAAAUUUGUUAUUGCAAUGGUUUUGUAUUUUAUCAUUUCCAUAAUAAACUCAUUAGCUCAGAGUUAUCACAAACGACUGCAUAAAAGAAGAAAACUUGGGAAACAAGCAUCUGAUUGACAGUGGUCACUCAAUAUAGCAAUUUCUUAUUGAUGGGGUAUGGUAUUAUAUGCAGUAUCUCAUUUCACGUAUCUGCUGCCAUACUGAUGGAAGUGGUGUGUGUGUGUGUGUGUGUGUGUGUGUGUGUGUGUGUAGCAAAUGAAACUUGACUUCAGCUUCCUCAAUGUGUAUAAUUAGUCAUUGUUAAGAUCCAAGUAGAUUGUUUUAUUUUUCUGAGAAUACAGUUCCUCAUGUUGCACACAGACUCAACAGUUUCUUGACUAAAGCCCAUAUUACGGUGUACUUGCAUAAAUUGGAACACAGGUCCUUUGCAUGAAGAAAGAGAGUAAUAGAGUAUUGACUUUCAUUUUGGUUUUUAAAUAAAAAGCCAAAUUUAACCUUUGUGUACCUAUUCCAUAGAAUAUUCAUUUACAUUGAAUUUAAAGAAAAUGUACUUCCCUUUAACAUUCCAUUAUAUAAUAAUUUUAAAACACUUUUGCAGUAUUAUUAUACCUUUCUUUCCUUGGUAUACAGUAACUUAAAGCCAAGUUAUAGUUUUGUAGUAUCUUAAAUACUUUCCUCUUAUUGGGUGAAUAAUUUUAGCUGUAAGAUUUCGUAAGAGCUAUAGAGACAAUAUUUCUUAAUAGGACCAGAAACUGCGUAGAUACAUUGAGGACAAGAAGUGUCAAGCUCCAUUUGUUAUUUAGUAAAGAUGGCCCUCAAAGUGAAAUGAUGGAAUGUUAUUUUGUUUAUAUUACCUAAUUGAAUUGUGGCUGAAUUUUGACUGAUCAUACAAGUUCAAAACAGUCUCUCUUUGUGUGUUUGUAUAUGAAUUCCGUAUUUCAAAUGCCAUCAAAUUUUCUGCCCAGGCUGUACUUGGUAAUAAUUCAUGUUUUUUUUUUUUUUUUUUU
Schistocerca americana (American grasshopper) is the source of this 2713-nucleotide messenger RNA. RefSeq names its product vacuole membrane protein 1 (gene Tango5). The coding region runs from base 366 to 1823 and encodes 485 amino acids. NCBI's taxonomy places the organism in Eukaryota, Metazoa, Arthropoda, Insecta, Orthoptera, Acrididae. The transcript has 9 exons. The record is from RefSeq and is a predicted model, not a curated record.